This is a messenger RNA of Saccharomyces mikatae IFO 1815, 840 nucleotides long. RefSeq names its product RNase P/RNase MRP complex subunit (gene POP4). Gene Ontology annotation, cellular component: ribonuclease MRP complex; ribonuclease P complex. Gene Ontology annotation, molecular function: ribonuclease P RNA binding. The record is from RefSeq and is a predicted model, not a curated record. The coding region runs from base 1 to 840 and encodes 279 amino acids. Lineage: Eukaryota; Fungi; Ascomycota; Saccharomycetes; Saccharomycetales; Saccharomycetaceae. The transcript has a single exon. Gene Ontology annotation, biological process: tRNA 5'-leader removal; rRNA processing.
AUGGAUAGAACUCAGACGUUUGUUAAAGAAUACCUCUUUACGAAAUGCCUGGAAGAUGCUGAAAAACCCAUCGAUGAAAACAGAUUUCAGGAUACGCUGUUGUUAUUGCCAACUGAUGGCGGAUUAACUUCUAGGCUUCAGAGGCAACGAAAAAAAUCAAAGUUGAACCUUGGUAAUCUGCAAAAGACUUCUCAGUCAGAAGCUACAAACGAAGAGCCAGAGAGGAGAAAUUACCAGAGAAUUAACAAAAAUUCGAAAGUCGCCUUGAGAGAGUAUAUUAAUUCUUGCAAAAAGAGUACGGAAAAAUGUCUGAAACUAGCACAUGAGAAUAAAAUUUCUGAGAAGGCAAAUCUUUUGCACUACAUAGAAGAGAAGCAUCCAACGAUAUAUGAAUCACUUCCACAGUACGAUAGUUUUGUACCGAUGUACAAGGAACUAUGGGUCAAUUAUAUUAGAGAACUCUUGAAUAUAACAAAGAACUUGAAAGCGUUUAAUGGAUCAUCUGCGUUAUUGAAAUUGUCUAUGGCUGACUAUAAUGGAGCACUGCUACGUGUUACAAAUAGCAAAAACAAGACUCUAGUGGGUAUUCAGGGCAUUGUUGUUUGGGACUCUCAGAAACUUUUCAUAAUGAUCGUUAAGGGCCAUCUAGUGGACCAGAUAAAGUGCAUACCAAAAAAAGGUACAGUAUUUCAAUUUGAAAUACCAAUAUCCGAUGACUGUGACUCUGCAUUGAGGUACAGUAUACUAGGUGAUAGGUUCAAAUACAGAAGUGUUGAUCGUGCUGGUAGAAAAUUCAAAAGUCGCCGUUGCGAUGAUAUGCUAUAUUAUAUACAGAAUUAG